GAAGGGCAGCCCACUCACACUACACCCAAACAAUCCCUUAUCCCUUAUACCUCGCUCGCCUCCCCGCCUUUCUUCUUCAAAGCAAAGAAAAUUCCCACUCUUUUCUUUCCCUUUUCUCUCACUAUUCAUACCCGUUUGAUUUUUUUGGUUGAUUUAGUUUUUAACUUGCUAAUUUUUUUAAUAUAUUCUUCUUUAUUGUUUGCUACCGAUUAGCCCCGCCCAAAUAAUGGCUGUUGCUUGGUCUGAAAUAGCUUCUUCCAUGGAGGCUUUGUCUUUGUCUCCUCCUAUGUCUCCGCCGGUUAUCCUAACCCAAGACGAAUUGAAAAAAAUCGCCGCUUACAAAGCCGUUGAGUUCGUGGAAUCAGGCAUGGUUCUGGGUCUGGGCACAGGUUCCACGGCCAAACACGCUGUCGAGCGGAUCGGCGAGUUGCUUCGUCAAGGCAGGCUCACCAACAUCAUAGGAAUCCCCACCUCCAAAAAAACACAAGAACAAGCUAUUUCUUUAGGUAUCCCACUUUCGGAUCUCGACAGCCACCCCACCAUUGAUUUGGCAAUCGACGGUGCUGAUGAAGUGGACCCGCAUCUUAAUCUGGUGAAAGGCCGAGGUGGGUCUCUGUUAAGAGAGAAAAUGGUGGAAGGAGCUUGCAAGAAAUUUGUAUGUAUCGUUGAUGAAUCCAAGUUGGUCAAGUAUUUGGGAGGCAGCGGUUUGGCCAUGCCCGUCGAAGUUGUUCCUUUUUGUUGGAAAUUCACUGCCAAUAAACUCCAAAACUUGUUUCGAGAUUCUGGUUGCGUUGCCAAGCUGAGGAAAGACUGUAAAGGGGAGCCUUUCGUAACGGAUAAUGGGAAUUACAUUGUGGAUUUGUAUUUGAAGAAAGAUAUUGGGGAUUUGCAGGUGGCAAGCGAUGCUAUUUUGAGGAUUGCUGGUGUGGUUGAGCAUGGCAUGUUUCUUGAUAUGGCCACUACUGUUAUAGUUGCAGGUGAGCUUGGAAUCACCAUCAAGAAUAAGUAGUACAAACUCAAACUAACUUUAUUUUAAUAAUUAGGGAAUUGCUAUUGCAGCUGGGAAUGGAUUCUUCCUUUUUUGGCAUCUAUUGAUUGAUGAGAAGAGUUGUCUUGUCUUCUCAAGUUUUGUUAUUUUCGUUUUGGACACAAAUUUAAGGGAAGACAAGAUCUAGGGAUGUUAGGAUUGUGAAAGCAGUAGUUGAACUAUGAGAAUGAUGAAUGUCAACUGUUCUAUGAUCAUUUUAAGCAUAAAAUCGGUUUAUUAUUGCAUUUGAUUAGGAAUUUUUGACCCGUAGUCAAAUUGACAUUGAAGCAAAGGGGUCUUUCAUCAUCUUCUUCAA
Molecule: messenger RNA, 1343 nt
Organism: Gossypium raimondii (Peruvian cotton)
Lineage: Eukaryota; Viridiplantae; Streptophyta; Magnoliopsida; Malvales; Malvaceae
Product: probable ribose-5-phosphate isomerase 2
Exons: 1
Coding region: 227-1009 (260 amino acids)
Biological process (GO): pentose-phosphate shunt, non-oxidative branch
Molecular function (GO): ribose-5-phosphate isomerase activity
Source: RefSeq, a predicted model, not a curated record